CGGAAAUAAUAGGGUAUCAUUAACAUUCUUCCAGAUACAACAGGUAAAAUAUUGCAAGUAGUAAAAAAUGAGGGACUUUGUAGCAAAGAGAAAAGGUUCUGGAACACUCUAUAGGACUCUCCAGAGGCAUAAAGGUAAAAUGGAAGCUCUUCCAUAAUCCCAGCUUCAUUUCUGUAGCUGCAUACCAGUCUUCAUUCACCGAGUUAACUGAGCCCAGGCAAAGCGAAUCGCUAUGGCCAUAAUUUCAGAUUAUCAGGAGGACGAGAACGAGACGAAGCCGAGAUCGAAUUCAAAUCCGUCAUCGUCUUCUUCAUCUAAAACGCUGUCGUUUAACGCGACGUUCGAUCCAAGGAAUCCUAUAGGGAUUGUGGAGAGGCUGUUCGAUUUUCUGGUGAAGGAGACCGACUUUAUGGCUGAAGACACUGUGGAGAAGCAAAUCGCGGCUGUGGUGAAGGCGGCCAAGGAUAAGGCUAAGAAGAAGAUGGCCGGGGAAAGAGAAAGGGAAGCUGCUUUGGAAGGGAAUGAGAGCAAGAGGCUGAAGGAGGAGAAGAAGCCUGAUGUUAAGGAGGAGAAGAAGGUUGAGGUCAAAAUGGAGAUAAAGGCCAAGGCCAAGGAGGUGCCAAUGGAGAUCGAGAAGGAGGAGGAGAGUGGCGCCAGAGGGGCUGUUCCAAACAAAGGUAAUGGCCUCGAUCUGGAGAAAUAUUCUUGGACACAGACCCUACAAGAGGUUAAUGUACUUGUUCCAGUCCCUGUUGGUACAAAAUCAAGGUUUGUUGUAUGUGACAUAAAGAAAAACCAUCUGAAAGUUGGACUGAAGGGUCAGCCUCCUAUAAUUGAGGGAGAACUUUAUAAGCCUAUCAAGGUUGAUGAUUGCUAUUGGAGCAUUGAGGACCAAAAUACCAUCUCAAUUCUUUUGACCAAGCAUGACCAAAUGGAAUGGUGGAAAUGCUUGGUGAAGGGAGAUCCUGAAAUUGAUACGCAGAAAGUUGAACCUGAAAACAGCAAACUAUCUGAUCUGGAUCCUGAAACACGGCAGACUGUUGAAAAGAUGAUGUUUGAUCAGAGACAGAAAUCUAUGGGUCUCCCAACCAGUGAUGAGAUGCAGAAGCAGGAGAUUCUUAAAAAGUUCAUGGCUCAGCAUCCGGAGAUGGAUUUCUCAAGGGCCAAGAUAUCGUAAAUGGGAACUUUAUGCCUAGAAGAUGGAUAGGCGUUUCCGAUAAUUUUGUGAAAAUUCCUUUUUGUUGGGCUUGGAAUGGUUCCGGGAUUGGAGUAGUUGAACUCUGUUGAUAGUCUUGUAGUUGCAAAUUUUUAAAUAGACAUGCACUUUACUGUCCCAAAUUUAGUUAAAUAUAGGUUCUUUUGUGGUGCCAA
This is a messenger RNA of Hevea brasiliensis (rubber tree), 1371 nucleotides long. Its product is annotated as protein BOBBER 1. The transcript is spliced from 6 exons. The coding region runs from base 233 to 1177 and encodes 314 amino acids. The record is from RefSeq and is a predicted model, not a curated record. Gene Ontology annotation, biological process: protein folding. Gene Ontology annotation, cellular component: cytoplasm. Lineage: Eukaryota; Viridiplantae; Streptophyta; Magnoliopsida; Malpighiales; Euphorbiaceae.